AUGAAGGUGAGUGGAAAACCGUCGUCCAUAAUCGCAGCCCUUAAAACUCAAGAAACUUUUAAUCUGAGCCGCAUAAACUCAAAAGUUGCGGUUGUGUGCAGAUUAUCAAUCGGCUCCUACUUCUUCUACCCACGAUUGCAUCCAUGCCUCUUAUUCGCUAACCGCUACAAUCACGUUGUACAAAUCAGCCUAUAUAUUGAUCGUUCGAUGUUUGAUGUUUGCAUCUUUCAAUUGGUAAAAAGAAUUGCUUCAUUUGAUUCUAUGGAUUCCAAUUCGUCCGACAUUUGUUCACCUAAGAAAUUUGAAGAUGUUGAGGAAAAAGUCAAUCCACAAUCAGAUGUAUCAAAAUCGACAUGUCAUUCUGAUUCUGUGAGUGUUCAAAUAAUCGACUUCAGUGUUCACUUCAGUCCCUGCAAAUCCCAGUUGGAGAGGGUGAUUUCUGAAGAGGUUUUUUUAAUUGCCAAAGAAGAAGAGAAGUUGUCAAGAAAGAAAAAAGGAAGUUGGCUUUGUUAUGUCGGAAGUGGGAAGAAGUUGUGGAUCUAUGUGAAGAUGAAGAGUUGGGUGGAUCUAUCAUUCAUACCACUGAAAAAGAAAGUAAAAGUUUCCAUUCAAUCUCGAAAUGGAGUCAUGAAACUUUUUGAUGAAUAAGAUGUUUAUGAGUGUGUAACAUCCCAAAAUCGAGACCCAAAUUUUUUUUAAUUACA
This is a messenger RNA of Lactuca virosa, 704 nucleotides long. NCBI's taxonomy places the organism in Eukaryota, Viridiplantae, Streptophyta, Magnoliopsida, Asterales, Asteraceae. The record is from the annotation of a GenBank genome assembly.